Molecule: messenger RNA, 1536 nt
Organism: Gymnodraco acuticeps
Lineage: Eukaryota; Metazoa; Chordata; Actinopteri; Perciformes; Bathydraconidae
Exons: 12
Coding region: 110-1330 (406 amino acids)
Source: RefSeq, a predicted model, not a curated record
UCUCUCUCUCACCCAUAGUUAUGUAACCUCCCCUAUAUUAGUCUUAAGUCUAGCAUGCUGUGCUCAUAGUGUUGCAGUCUCCUAUUGGCUGUGAUUUUGACUUCUAAUCAUGUCUGUUCCGUUUUGUUUAGCUCUGCUGGCUCUCUCCUCCCUGACUGCAGCAUCUGAUCCAGUUUGUGAAGACCUGCUGAAACCUCUGGCGGAUCGCAGCGGGGUUGCUGGGAAAUGGAUAUUCCAUGCUGGAGUAUCAGACACUGGAGAUCUCAUGAGUAUACUUAAAACUGUCAACAGCUCCUGGAUCAAACUCACCCCCAUACCUGGUAGUGAGGCCAUGACUCUACGCUGGGGAGACAAAAUAAAUGGCAAAUGUGUGUAUGGAGGCGUCAAUUACACCUUCUCCGGAAACGACACCAAGGUGACAUUUAACUUUAACGACACUGAACACGUGCACAUUGGGAGGCACCUGGGGAGCUGCACUGACUGCAUCCUCUGGACCGACACCACAAUGAGGCCGGGCAAAGAGGAGGUCAUAGCUGGCAGGAGCCUGUACAUCUUCACAAAGACUGGGAGAUUGGAUGACCUUGAUCUGGAAGUUAUCAAGCAACAAGCUGCAUGCCUCAAAUUCCCCCCAGAAUUUUUCUUUGGAGAUAUCACAGAUGUCUUGAAAGAUUGUUCUCUCUGCCUCCUGCUGUCUCCAGAUAUGGCUGCACAGCUGGUCGUUGCUCUGCUGGCCUUCACCUCCCUGAGCGCUGCGUCUGACCCGAACUGUACGGAGCUGGUGAAGCCCCUCGUGCUGGACAGUCACAGCCCUAUCUAUGGGAGGUGGGUGCUCCAUGUGGGGACAUGGGACCAGCCCAGCCUGAAGAGCGACCUGGUGUCGGUGAACGGCUCCUGGGUGGAUCUGUCCGCUUCCUCCGACAGCGGAGUCAUGACCAUUUACUGGGCCGACCGCCUGGAAGAUAAAUGCCUUCAGGGUUUAGCCAAUGCCACCAUCUCUGGGAUGACCAGUCACACCACGUUUAAUAUCAACGGUCACACUUCAUAUCAUGAUGGGAAGUACUAUGAGACGUGCUCUGACUGCCUCCUGUCCGAAGACACCACCCUCCUCCCUGAUGGAAAGUCUAAGGGACGAUACUUUUUCCUCUUCACACGGACUGGCGCUCUGGAGCCAUCUGAGUUGGAGAUCUUUAAGAAGCAGGCAGAGUGUCUACAAUUCCUGCCGGAGUACUACUUUGGAGGAACAGAUCUGUGUCCAGAUGAACGAGAGCCUGCUCCACCGGCUGCUGAGAAUACAGAGAGUCAAACGGAUGAGGAGCCUACUGCACAAUAAAGCAGAGCACCGAAAAGUCAUAUCCCUGUGAACACCAAACAUAUCCAACUUAGUAUGUACUUAGUGGUGUUGUAAUUUGCCCUACACAUGCCCUGAUAUCUGGUUGUACUGUGGGGUAAUAUUUGAUUAGGUGGUCCGGUUGUUUUCAGCAGCAGCGAUGAGUAAAAGGCCUUUGGAGAGUAAUAUGUGGAUUUAUUAUCUCUGCC